This is a messenger RNA of Adineta steineri, 1638 nucleotides long. Lineage: Eukaryota; Metazoa; Rotifera; Eurotatoria; Adinetida; Adinetidae. The record is from the annotation of a GenBank genome assembly.
AUGUAUCCUGUAAAAUUGGUUUUUCAUGGAUAUAAUGAUCCAUCGAUUUUAAAUUUAAUAUUUGUUAGUGUUUUAUAUUCAUUUACACGUUGUCGGAAAUGUAAUUCAGUUGAUGCUGUAACAAUCACAGCUCCACCUCGAUCAUCAUCAUUAUUGAUCGGUGGAAGACGUCAGAUUACCGCUAAUAUGCCCGAUGAACAACGUCUGUUUUAUACACUUAUGAAUGGAUAUGAAAAAGCAACUAGGCCGACAAAAAAAGCAUCUGAUGCCGUAGUUGUUAAAUUAGGCAUAACUUUAACACAAAUUAUGGAUAUUGAUGAACGUAAUCAAAUCAUGACUACGAAUAUUUGGCUUGAUCAAGAAUGGAAUGAUGAAUUUCUUAAAUGGACUCCUUCAGAAUUUGGUGGUUUGAAAAAAAUACGUAUACCUUGUCGUUAUCUUUGGUUACCUGAUAUUGUUUUAUAUAAUUCAGCUGAUGAUUAUACCCAAGGAUAUAUGCAAUCAUUAGCUAUGAUUAGUUAUGAUGGAACUGUAUUUUGGCCGCCUAUUGUUAAAUUUCGAUCCACUUGUAAAAUUGGUAUAACUUGGUUUCCAUUUGAUGAUCAAUUAUGUUUUUUGAAAUUUGGUUCAUGGACAUAUGAUUCUACUCAAGUUAUCUUAACAAAUCGUUCAGAAAAUGUUGACAUGUUAAAUUAUGUUGAUAAUGGUGAAUGGAAAUUAUUAUCGUCAUGGACUGUUUUAUCAAGAUUAACAUAUCCAUGUUGUGAUGAAUCAUAUUUUGAUUUAAAAUUUUAUUUCCAUAUUCGACGUCGAACAUUAUAUUAUACGUAUAAUGUUAUUAUACCUUGUAUUAUGCUUUCAAUAUUAACAUGUUUAACAUUUUAUUUACCAACUGAAUCAGGUGAAAAAGUCUCAUUAGGUUUAACAGUUCUUCUUGCUUUUUCAGUUUUUAUGUUAUUAAUUGCUGAAUCAAUGCCAGCAACAAGUGAAUAUAUUCCAUUAAUUAGUAUUUAUUUUACAUUAGUUAUGGGUUUAACUAGUCUAUCAGUUUUAUUAGCUGUUAUUGUACUUAAUGUUCAUUUAUACGGUUCAUCGUUAAAACCAGUUCCAACACGAUUACGUCGUAUAAUAUUUUAUUAUCUUGCACCUUUUUUAUGUGUUAAAUUACAUCGUGGAUCAAAAUCAGAUAAUCAAAAAGAUCCUCUACAAUCCUCCGUUAAAAUUCCACGUCGUACAACAACAAUAUAUAAUGCAAUUUUUUUAAAUGAAAGUGAUCUAUUAGCAAGUAGUCAACAACAAUCAUCGCAUACAUUUCAAUCAACAACAAUAAAUGAAAAUAAUUUAUAUUCCGAUUCAUCAUCAGUAUCAAAUCUUCAAACAUCACCACAAUCUUUAGGUGAAUGUCAACGUCUUCUUACAGAACUUAAUCGUCUUAUUUUACGUCCAACUGAAACACAUGAAGAAGAUAUUAUUGUACGUGAUUGGCAAAAUGUUGCAUUAGUUCUUGAUCGUUGUCUAUUUAUUCUAUAUAUUUUUUUAACAAGUUCAUUAACUAUAGGAACACUUAUUUUAGCACCAUUACUUAAAUUUAUUCCACAAGCACCGAAUUAUCGUGAAUUAAAUAUUACACGGGAUUAA